Messenger RNA from Prorocentrum cordatum, 1062 nucleotides. The record is from the annotation of a GenBank genome assembly. Lineage: Eukaryota; Dinophyceae; Prorocentrales; Prorocentraceae.
AUGAGGCGAGCCUGUGGACGAAGCAAAGCGCCUCUCAGAGCUUGUUGCCACUCUCAGCGCUCCCGGGGACACCGGAUGGAGCAGAUGUACCAGGCCAAGCUCGACCAGCAUCGCGCUGCAGCACGCGUUGAUAGACCAGCCCAGCAGCGUGUCAGCAAGGCCUUCAACGACAUGCGCACGUUGGAGGGCAAGCUUUGUAAAGCAGCCACGCAUUCCGAGAAGCUACAGGCUGACUUCUUGGCUCAGAAAUUCACGGUGCAACGUUUGCCGGUGGAGUUAUCCGAAGGUGAGGGUCGUCACAAGUCUCUCGCCAUGGAACUACACCAGUCCGUGGAUGGGAAGGCCGCCAGCGACGAGAAGCCUAAGGAGACCACACCAGCCUCGAUCUCCAUUGAAGACGUCAUAGACCGCAAGCUCCUCCCAAUCAACAUGGACUCUCUUCUGUCAGUGGAGGCCGAGCAUGAACUCAGUGAAGAAGGUCGUGUGUUUCCAGGCUGGAAAACGUUUCACAGAGCUUCAGGAUCUCUUCGGGAAGGCAGCGGAGCACGCCCCCAAGUUCAUGGAGUCCAAAUGGAGCAGCUCACCAGUGUCCAGAAGACGCGGGAGAUCGUCCCGGGCAGCAGCGGUGGCCCGCCCGCUGAUGGGCUGAUGGGGAAGGGGAAGUCGCUCGCGUUCCCGGUGCCGGAGCGGAUCCUGGGCGGCCUGGCGCCCCAAGGCGGUGGCAACACUCGGGGGGCUCAGAACCCGCGGGCUCGUGCCCACCUGGGCGCACGUCAGGCCAUGGGUGGGCGUCGCCACCUUGUGCCUUCGCUAUGUUUGGAGUCUUUGGUCUGGAUAUUUUUUUCGGCUCGCUCGUCGUGGAUCUCCCAGGCUGACGCCUUCGUUGGUGGUUAUCACUCUAGGGAUGGUUGUUCUGCGGGCCCUGUGCAUCGUGCUGUGGCCCACGCGUUGGCUAUGGCUAAGGGGGCCCUGCUGGCGAGUAGUAUGGUCUUGAUGCCCAGCGGCCCCAUUGCUCUUCGUGGCCCUCUCCAACCCCAGUCUUCGCCCAGCGAGGACAUCUAA